This is a messenger RNA of Dendroctonus ponderosae (mountain pine beetle), 4167 nucleotides long. RefSeq names its product splicing factor 3B subunit 1 (gene Sf3b1). Gene Ontology annotation, cellular component: U2-type prespliceosome; catalytic step 2 spliceosome; U2 snRNP. Gene Ontology annotation, biological process: spliceosomal complex assembly. The transcript is spliced from 13 exons. Gene Ontology annotation, molecular function: mRNA binding. The record is from RefSeq and is a predicted model, not a curated record. Lineage: Eukaryota; Metazoa; Arthropoda; Insecta; Coleoptera; Curculionidae. The coding region runs from base 131 to 4087 and encodes 1318 amino acids.
UUGUCUUUAUCUGUGGCGGCCAUUUUGUAUUGAGCCGUCAACAAAGUGUGUUUGUUAUAUCGAGUUGAGCCCCAAAGCAUGUUUUAGAGCCCGAUACGAGCGCAAAGGACAGAAUAGAGUGACCCCCACCAUGGAUAUUCCACGCACCCAUGAAGAUAUCGAAGCCCAGAUCAGGGACAUUCAGAGCAAGAAGAAGGAGGCCCCACCGGAGGGCGGCGAGAAAGGCGUCAGCUUGGGCGAGAGCGGCUUUUUCGACAGCGAAAUCUACGAUGGCAAGGACAAAAAGUACGAGGGGUACGUCACCUCCAUUGCGGCCAACGAUGAGGUGGACGACGAGGAGGAGGAAGUGGGCUAUUCGCAGAAGCGCACAGGCCUGGGGGCCCCCGUGGCCCUGCUGAACGACAUUGCGCAGAGCGAAAAGGACUAUGAUCCGUUUGCGGAUAGGCGCCGGCCCACGAUCGCCGACCGCGAGGACGAGUACCGGCAGAAGCGACGUCGCAUGAUAAUCAGUCCGGAGCGCGCCGACCCUUUCGCUGAUGGCGGGAAAACGCCCGAAGUGAAUGCGCGCGGAUACACCCAGAUCAUGAAGGAGACGUUGCUCAAAGGCGAGGAAAACGAGGUGCGCCGAAAAAUAAUCGAGCGCGCCAAGGACGGGACGCUGAAGCCGCAGAACGGGGACGCAAAGCCGGCCCCUAAAAAGCGCGGCCGCUGGGACCAGACGGUCGAGGAAACCUUCAUCCCUGCCAAGAAGAAGACGCUGUCCGUGUCCACCCCCAGCACUGCAGCCACCCCAGUUUGGGAAGGCGACAAAACCCCAGCGGACAUCCGCUGGGAUGAGACGCCCGGACAUAAGGGCAGCGAGACGCCAGGGGCGACGCCGGGGCAGUCCACGCGCAUGUGGGACGCCACACCAGGCGCCGCCACUCCGGGCCGAGAGACGCCCGGCCACGAUAAAGCCUCCUCCAGGCGCAACCGAUGGGACGAGACGCCCAAGACUGAGCGCGAGACCCCUGGGCAUUCAAGCGGGUGGGCGGAGACGCCCAGAACCGACCGCACUGGGGCGGAUCUCAUCCAGGAAACCCCCACUCCAGGGGCCUCCAAGCGGCGCUCCAGAUGGGACGAGACGCCAUCGGCGGCCACGCCCAGCGUCAGUAUGACGCCAGGCGCGAUGACGCCGCAAACCCCCCACGGCACCCCAGGGCAUGCCACGCCCAUGCUGACGCCCGGCGGCUCCACCCCCGUUGGCACCAAGGCCAUGGCCAUGGCCACGCCCACUCCUGGUCAUUUGGCGUCGAUGACGCCCGAACAGCUGCAGGCGUUUAGGUGGGAGCGGGAGAUCGACGAGCGCAACCGCCCCUAUUCGGACGACGAACUGGACGCCAUGUUCCCGCCCGGCUACAAAGUGUUGCCGCCCCCUGCCGGCUACAUCCCGAUCAGAACGCCGGCGCGCAAGCUCACAGCCACGCCCACGCCGCUAGUCGGCCAAACCCCCGUGGGCUUUUUCAUGCAGAACGAGGACAAGUCGGCCAAGUACAUGGACAAUCAGCCCAAGGGCCAGAAUCUGCCCUUCAUGAAGCCGGAGGAUGCGCAGUAUUUCGACAAACUGCUGGUCGAUGUGGACGAGGAGGCGCUCAGCCCCGAGGAGCAGAAGGAGCGCAAGAUCAUGAAGCUGCUGCUCAAGAUCAAGAACGGCACGCCCCCGAUGCGCAAGGCGGCCUUGCGCCAGAUCACCGACAAGGCGCGCGAGUUCGGGGCGGGGCCACUGUUCAAUCAGAUCCUGCCGCUGCUGAUGAGUCCCACGUUGGAGGACCAGGAGCGCCAUCUGCUGGUCAAGGUGAUCGACCGCAUCCUGUACAAGCUGGACGAUCUGGUGCGUCCCUACGUGCACAAGAUCCUGGUGGUGAUCGAGCCGCUGCUGAUCGACGAAGACUACUACGCGCGCGUGGAGGGCCGGGAGAUCAUCUCCAACUUGGCGAAGGCCGCCGGCCUCGCCACCAUGAUCUCCACCAUGCGGCCCGACAUCGACAACAUCGAUGAGUACGUGCGCAACACGACGGCGCGAGCCUUUGCAGUGGUCGCGUCGGCCUUGGGCAUCCCCUCCCUGCUGCCCUUCCUCAAGGCCGUCUGUCGCUCGAAGAAGUCGUGGCAGGCGCGCCACACCGGCAUCAAGAUCGUGCAGCAAAUCGCCAUCCUGAUGGGCUGCGCCAUCCUGCCCCAUCUCAAGUCGUUGGUGGAGAUCAUCGAGCACGGGCUGGUCGACGAGCAGCAAAAGGUGCGCACCAUCACCGCCCUCGGCAUUGCGGCCUUGGCGGAGGCGGCCACGCCCUACGGCAUUGAGAGCUUCGACUCGGUGCUGAAGCCUUUGUGGAAAGGCAUACGGACGCAUCGCGGCAAAGGCCUGGCGGCCUUCCUGAAGGCCAUCGGCUACCUGAUUCCGCUGAUGGACGCCGAGUACGCGAACUACUACACCAGGGAGGUGAUGCUGAUCCUCAUCCGGGAGUUCCAGUCCCCGGACGAGGAGAUGAAGAAGAUCGUCCUCAAGGUGGUGAAACAGUGCUGUUCGACCGACGGCGUCGAGCCGCAGUACAUCAAGGAGGAGAUCCUGCCGCAGUUCUUCAAGCACUUCUGGAACCACCGCAUGGCGCUGGACAGGCGCAAUUACAGGCAACUGGUGGACACGACAGUGGAGAUUGCCAAUAAAGUGGGCGCCUCCGAAAUCAUCAACCGCAUAGUGGACGAUCUGAAGGACGAGAACGAAGCCUACCGGAAAAUGGUGAUGGAGAGCAUCGAGAAAAUCAUGGGCAACUUGGGGGCGGCCGACAUCGACUCCCGCCUGGAGGAGCAACUGAUCGACGGCAUUCUCUACGCGUUCCAGGAGCAAACCACUGAGGAUGUGGUGAUGCUGAACGGAUUCGGGACCAUAGUGAACCAGCUGGGCAAGCGCGUCAAGCCGUAUUUGCCGCAGAUUUGCGGCACCAUCCUGUGGCGACUCAACAACAAGUCGGCCAAGGUGCGCCAGCAGGCGGCCGACCUGAUUUCGCGCAUCGCCGUCGUGAUGAAAACCUGCCAGGAGGAGAAACUGAUGGGCCAUUUGGGCGUGGUCCUGUACGAGUACCUCGGCGAGGAGUACCCGGAGGUGCUCGGCUCCAUUCUAGGCGCCCUCAAGGCCAUCGUGAACGUGAUUGGCAUGACGAAGAUGACGCCGCCGAUUAAGGACCUGCUGCCGCGGCUGACACCCAUUCUGAAGAACCGGCACGAAAAGGUGCAGGAGAACUGCAUCGAUUUGGUGGGGCGCAUUGCGGACCGCGGCCCCGAGUAUGUGUCAGCGCGCGAAUGGAUGCGCAUCUGCUUCGAGCUGCUCGAGCUGCUGAAGGCCCACAAGAAGGCCAUCCGGAGAGCGACGGUGAACACGUUCGGCUACAUAGCCAAGGCCAUCGGGCCCCACGACGUGCUGGCAACGCUGCUCAACAACCUCAAAGUGCAGGAGCGCCAGAACCGCGUCUGCACCACGGUGGCGAUCGCCAUCGUGGCCGAAACCUGCUCCCCGUUCACGGUGUUGCCGGCGCUGAUGAACGAGUACCGGGUGCCCGAGCUCAACGUCCAAAACGGCGUGCUCAAGUCGCUCAGCUUCCUCUUCGAGUACAUCGGAGAAAUGGGCAAGGACUACAUCUACGCAGUGGCGCCGCUGUUGGAGGACGCGCUGAUGGACCGCGACUUGGUGCACAGGCAAACGGCCUGCGCAGCCAUCAAGCACAUGGCGCUGGGCGUGUACGGGUUCGGGUGCGAGGACGCGCUGGUCCAUCUGCUCAACUACGUCUGGCCCAACAUCUUCGAAACGUCGCCCCAUCUGGUGCAGGCCUUCAUGGACGCCAUCGAGGGCAUGCGGGUCGCCUUGGGCCCCAUCAAGGUGCUCCAGUACUCGCUGCAGGGGCUGUUCCAUCCGGCGCGCAAAGUGCGCGACGUCUACUGGAAGAUCUACAACUCGCUCUACAUUGGGGGACAGGACGCGUUGGUGGCCGGAUAUCCGCGCAUCGCCAACGACCCCAAGAACCAGUACAUCAGGUACGAGCUCGACUACAUUCUGUAAACUUCGGACGCCGUUUGCUUUUACUAUUAUUAUCCACUCUGUUCACUGUCUAUAGUUCUAAAUAAUAGCCUUUAUGUGUG